CAGACCAGUGAAAUUCCUUUUUGCUCCCAACUUGAGGAAGUUUUCUCACACAUUACCACAUACAGUUUGACUCAAAAAGGCUCAAAAUAGAAGCGCCAGGACUUCACACUGCCACACAGGGAAGUACAACAACCAUCUUUGUGGAAUAUUUCGCUAAAACCUUCCAAAGUGUUUGGACUACUUCUGUUAAAAGUCAGGUGAACUCUGUUCUCCAGCUGUACCGGACUCAUGACAGCAGGGCAGGUUUCGAGUUGUCGAACAGCUUGACUACACUGGAUGUCUCGUGGGAACCUCAUAUGCUGGGAGAAGACUUAACUGUAAUGUUGACAACAUGCAGCCAAGACUUGUCCUCAUGUCAUAUUAUGAAAACCAAGUAUAAGCGACCUGUGCAGAUGUCAUUUAACCUUCUUACUGGAGAGGGUUAGAGAAGUGUGAGAGGUUUAUCUGUACAAAGGCCUUUUGUUUUUAGAGAGCUUUAGUGGCGAAAUUGAAGCGGCGUGAAUAACUACAGGUUGGAAGAGAAAUCUUUUCAAGGGAAACUCAAAGUACAACUUUUGGGAAGCACAAAUGGCGAGUGAAAGUGAUAACCUGGACGAACAAAAGAAGCACUCCUCUAAUUCCAUGUUGAAUGUUUUCAACAACUUAUUCAUGCGGGAUCAUUCUUCUGAUACUCCUGUGUUGACGUCUUUUAAGGAACUGCCAGAUGGAGACACCGAUGCUUGUCAAUGUAAUAGUGAUGGAGCACUCCAGGAGACCGAGUCCUCGAUCAAAACGGCUCGUGAACAGAUGGAAGGAGCCCCACAAGUCUCUGAUUUGGAUCUUGUACAAGUGACAAGGGUAGAAACGCAUAGUGACACAGACAAUGAGGAGGAUGAGACGCCAAAAAGCAGUAAAGGUUUACCUGAGAAGAUUGAUGUUUCCUCAAAGGCUCUCCUAUCCGAAGGAGGCAGUGCUGCAAAAGGAAACAAGAAAGAGAAUGAGCCACAAAUACCAGUUUUUAGAACGCAUGGUUUUAGAGAUAGAUCAACCAUAGAAGCCAUUUUAAAUUCUAGCAGGCUUGGUCGCAGGGGUAAAUCUAGGCCAUCAGCUGGAUCGUCAGUAUCUAAGAAGGAAGAUGGAGUUGAUUCCAAGAAUAGUCCUUCUACAGAACCUACUAAGGAUAAUGCUAAUUUGAAUGUAGCAGUUGAAUCAGAAGUAAAUGAUGAGUAUGAUAGCAUAGAUUGUUCUCAGCCUGUUCCUUCUGUAAUUUCUGGCAAUCAGAUAUUACAAACAACUGUUAAUAAUGAUGAUGGGGUCUUGCCGACAAAACCUCCGGAAAACAUGAAAAAAGCUGAGGAGCCCAAACCUAAUAAGAUUCCCGAAUCAGUCCAGUCAUCUCCCAAACCAGAGAAGGCACUUAAUUUGACCCUUUCAGGGUCCAAAGGACCAUCAGACUCUACAGGCAUCAGUGAGCCAUCUGUCAGCUCAUCUGCAAAGCGGACAGCUGAUUCAAAGACGCUACAAGCAGCAUCACCACUUUCAUCUGCUGCCGCCGCCUCUAGCUCUGUCUCCCCACCCAGGGGGACACAGCUCUCUUCCCCAUCCUCCUUUCAGAUGCCAGCUCUGUUCAGUGGUGUUCGAGUGCUAAAGAAAGGAGCAGUAGGAGAUGAGAGGGAGGUUGUGUCAGAGAUCAAGCAAAGGGAGAAGGAUGCUGAUUUGGCUCUCCUUAGCCUCAAGAAAACAGUAAACAAAGCCAAGCUUUUCCCUGAACAGAGGACGAGCUCCAGUAUCAAAAAGCCCAAUGAGCCCAAAUCACUGAUAACAUCUAAAAGCACUGCAAAGGGACAGCUUACUCAGCGCCUUACCUCGGACAACCAUGAUGACACUAAAAAGUCAAAUGAUGGAAAGGAAGGAGACAUGGAAGGUAAAAAACAAUCUGAAAAAGGAGAAGACACUUCUGGGGAGAGCAAAACUGGACUAGAAACUCUAAAGUCCCCACCAGAAAAAAAGAAAACCUCAGAUAUAGCUUACGAGACCUUUAAAAACAUCUUUGGCCCGAAGAUCAAAACUGAUAAAGGGGAAGACGUUGACAUUGAGGCAGUGAAGAAAAAAAUUAAAAGCGACAAGGAAAAUCUGCGGUUAAUUUUUGAGCGAACUGCUAAGAGUCCUGGCAAAGAUGUUACAAACUCUACGGAGGCUACUACAGAGGUCUCUCCAACAGACAGUGAGGACCGGACUCCGGGCCGUCUUCAUGCUGUGUGGCCUCCACCCAAACCCAAAGAUGAGGAGGAGAAGGUGGGGCUUAAGUACACAGAGGCAGAGCACCAGGCUGCUCUCUUGCAGCUGAAAAGGGAGUGCAAGGAGGAGCUGGAGAGGAUGCAUUCUGACUUUGAGCUUAAAAUCUUCCAACUUCGAGGUGAGCAUGCUGUCUCAAUAUCACAGCUGGAGGGAGCCAUUGCUAAGCUGCGAAAGGAAAAGCUGCACAGUGUGGGUCAGGAUCUUAGUCCUGUCUGCGAUGUGGCUGUGUCCACCUCAGACGAUUUGACCCCUAAGACCUGUCGCACUGUGGGGAUCCAAACUGACCGGGAGACCUUCAUUAGGAGUCCAGAGGGGGAUGGAGGGGAACUUGCUCAAAGCCCAAGUCAGAAUACAUGUGGGAAACUUAACUUAGAUUCUAUUGGACUAAACCUCAAAGCUGAAGCUGCAUUAGGAACUUCUGGACCAACACCACCUCCUCCCCCACCUCCACCUCCCCCACCUCCACCAGGCAUCUCAUUGCCACCACCACCCCCUCCUCCCCCCUUGCCAGGUCAUACUGGAGUUCCACCACCACCCCCUCCUCCCCCUUUGCCAGGUCAUACUGGAGUUCCCCCACCACCACCUCCACCUCCUGGCCUACCUGGAGCAGGUCCACCUCCUCCUCCACCUCCUCCAGGCUGUGGACCACCACCUCCACCUCCAAUGGGGGGGUUCUCCAUGAAAGUUGAUGCUGCUCCUAGGAAACCUGCUAUUGAGCCUGCCUGUCCCAUGAAGCCUCUGUACUGGACCCGGAUACAGAUACAGGAAAACAACAACAACACACUCUGGGGUUCCUUGAAAGAGCCAGACAUCGUCAACGCUAACGAGUUUGAGGAUCUGUUCUCCAAGACUACAAUCACACAGAAAAAGAAGCCCUUAUCAGACACCUAUGAAAAGAAAACCAAAGCUAAGAAGAUCAUCAAGCUGCUGGAUGGGAAACGCUCUCAAGCGGUUGGGAUCCUCAUAUCGAGCCUGCAUCUGGAAAUGAAGGACAUCCAGCAAGCUGUUCUUAAUGUGGACAACUCUGUGGUGGAUUUGGAGACCAUUGAGGCAUUGUAUGAAAAUAGGGCCACCAGUGAUGAGAUUGACAGGAUCAUGAAACAUUAUGAGACAUCCAAAGAAGAUGAAGUGAAACUUUUGGACAAACCUGAACAGUUUCUUUACGAGCUGUCCCAGAUUCCUGACUUUGCAGGCAGAGCUCACUCCAUGAUCUUCCAGUCACUAUUUCUCGACACUAUCUCCUCCUUACAUCGUAAAGUGGAAGUUAUCUCCAAAGUCUGUGACGACCUUCUUGGUUGUGAUAGCCUGCGUGAUGUGAUGGGUCUAGUUCUAGCCUUUGGAAACUAUAUGAAUGGAGGCAACAGGACAAGAGGUCAGGCGGAUGGAUUUGGGUUGGAGAUUCUCCCAAAGCUAAAAGAUGUCAAGAGCAGGGACAAUCAUAUCAAUCUCGUGGAUUAUGUGGUUUUAUACUAUUUGCGAAAUUUUGACAAACAUGCUGGUACAGAAAAGAGUGUGUUUCCUCUGCCUGAGCCUCAAGAGUUCUUCCAAGCAGCACAGGUCAAGUUUGAUGACCUUGCCAAAGACAUCAGGAAACUCAAGCGGGAUCUGACUGCUUGCGAGAAGAAUGUGGAGAAAGUCUGUACCAAUUCGUCAGAGGAACACCUGCAGCCCUUUAAGCAGAAGAUGGAGGCCUUUGUUUCAGCCGCUCAAAAAGAGCAUUCUGAUGAAGAAAAGCGGUACGACGCAGUACAAAAAAGUUUCCAGGAUGUAGUGAGCUAUUUUGGUGUGAAGCCUAAGCCUGGUGAGAAAGAAGUCACUCCAAACUAUAUCUUCAUGCUCUGGUACGAGUUCUGCAAUGAUUUCAAGAACUCCUGGAAAAAACAAAGCAAGAUCAUUUCCCAGGAGAGGUUGAAGGAAGCUCAAGAAAAUAUAAAGAAAAUCACUGCAGAAAAAAGAGUGGAAACCAAAAAGAUCAAUGCCAACAGUCUGAAAGAGAGGUUAAGGCAGAAGGAAGCCAAUGUGCCGUCCAGCUGAAGGAGAUGAUGACUUUCAAGGCAGAAGAAGAGAUGGUUAUGUGGGAAAGUCUGCAGGCCUCUUCCACUUUACAUUUACCACCUGUCUCACAAUAAAACCUGAGCAGAUUUAUUGUUGUAUCUUUGCUCCACUAACUGCAACCUCGGCCCUAUCUUCCACACUCAUCCCUACCUCCAUUUUCAGUUGUUUUUUUUCUUUGCUCAGCUCAUGCAGUGAGAAUCCGAAGCCAACACUGCUGAGGUGAUGGGACGUUUAAAGCCAAAGGUUGACCUCAUUCAUCCGGCAUGCUACGACCUCUGAUUGCCCAGCUUGGGAUAGGUCUCCAGGGUUCACUGGGAUUCUCAGUAAGCUCCACAAGCUUUCCUCUGGAUUUCCAGCAGCCGUGGAUUGUCACUUUUCUAAAUUUCCUCAGACAGCUUACGAGAGAAAAUGAAAAUGCUCUGACAAAUUCACAGUUUUCCAACCCCCGGUGGUGUUGUAGGAACAUAUGCUGCUUCCUGUUUCUGUCUUCUUAGAGAAAAAUCCCUGUUGACAAAACAGAUCUUUCUUCCUUAGAACAGGAAGUUAUCACAUCUUUUGUAGUACCGGUAAGUACCCUCUUUGAUUUAGGCCGCCUUAUUUAAAAAAGACGUUCUGUCAGUGCAUCGUGUUGAAAGAUUUGCAGGGACUGUGCAUCUUUUGUGCAAUAUUAUAAAUAUUUAUCACCUUCAAGCAGAGACAUGGACUCGUCGAGUGUGGAUUGCACAGAUGGUUUGCUGUGUUGUGUGUUGCGAUGCACCAGACUGAGCUCUACUGGGCCACAGCCAGAGGCGGGUGGUAGCUGGCAGCGAGUCCGGUGUAAAGCCUCGGCCUCCUAACACACAAACUCAUAAAAACCCCAGAAGAACUGCAAGUCUCCUAGCUCUACACUUUCUUUUGAUUAAAUAAAUAAGAAAAGAAGAAGAAAUUUACAUCACACUGUGCUUUGUGCGGUUCUAAGCACUUUCCUGCUUGUAGUAGAUGUAUGCUGUAACACUACUCUAAGCUAUGAUGCCUCUGUGCAUUUUUUUCAGCCUGCUUGCACUCCUGCUUUGCACCUUUUUUCUAUGCAAUAGUUUAAUCAUUUAAUGAUUUGAAUAUUAAUUUAAAACAAAGUCAUGUUAGUAAUGAAAUUCUAUUUUAAAAGUCGAUUGUUAAAAAUGAGUUUUAUGUACAAAUGUGUGGCAAAAAUAUUUUGUCAUUGGAAAAGAAAGUAUGUCUUUUUAAAGAAAAAUCAUUAUCUCAUGGCUGAAAACGUUAGAUUUAAUGCUUUUUGAGCUUGUCUUGUCAUACGUUUGUAAGCCCCUGGUAAACUAGGAGAAAAAUAUAUUUUCACAUGAAUGCUACUGGGAUGUUGUGUAUAUUUAAACUUUAAACAGUGCUGCCUUUUAUGAUUAGAUUUUUGCUGCUACGGUUCUGUUUUGGGUAAUGAAGAAGGAACGUGACCUCAGAUGAACUUUCAUUUAUAGAACUCUCCAAUUCCCUUUGUACUCUCUGUACUUUGGUUUACAGGUGUUGUCUAUUUUUAUACUGGAAAUGUAAAACCUUUAACAGUUUUAUUUUUCUUCAGGUGGCUAGGAAAACGAAAAUGAGCUGGCGCUAUGGACUAGUAGCUUGUAUGUUGACCUAUCGUCAGCUUCUCCAUUUGCAGGGGUGCAUUAUUUUUUAUAGAAUUGUUUUACAUUUCAAGAAUAUACUCUUAAAUGCCAAGAGGAGCCAUUGAGGUAAAAAUAUGCACCCUAGAAGAUGAAAACUACUUUAUUUGAUCUCUUUUUAGCUGUCAGUUAUUCUAUUUUAAAGGCCUGUACCAUGUAAAUCUUAUACUUUGUAUAGUCAAGAAGGUUUGAUCAUUCUUUUAGCUGCUGGGCAGUAAAAUUCUUUGAGUUUGGCAUUAGCCUGCAAUACUGUUUUGUCAUUUGUCAAAUUGCUUAUUUCAAUCUAAAAUAAAAAUAAAAAUACAUUUGAACAAAAAUAA
This is a messenger RNA of Cyprinodon tularosa, 6304 nucleotides long. Its product is annotated as formin-1-like. The record is from RefSeq and is a predicted model, not a curated record. Gene Ontology annotation, molecular function: microtubule binding. Gene Ontology annotation, cellular component: endoplasmic reticulum membrane; cytoplasm; actin filament. The transcript has 17 exons. Lineage: Eukaryota; Metazoa; Chordata; Actinopteri; Cyprinodontiformes; Cyprinodontidae. Gene Ontology annotation, biological process: actin nucleation. The coding region runs from base 568 to 4311 and encodes 1247 amino acids.